Messenger RNA from Conger conger (European conger), 4130 nucleotides. Its product is annotated as terminal nucleotidyltransferase 5C-like. NCBI's taxonomy places the organism in Eukaryota, Metazoa, Chordata, Actinopteri, Anguilliformes, Congridae. Bases 1 to 1188 code for a protein of 395 amino acids. The record is from RefSeq and is a predicted model, not a curated record. Gene Ontology annotation, biological process: mRNA stabilization. The transcript has 2 exons. Gene Ontology annotation, molecular function: poly(A) RNA polymerase activity; RNA binding.
AUGACAGAACUCAGCACGGACCGCAGGUUUCACAGUCUGACCCGGGAGCAAGUGCAGACCUUGGACCAGGUCCUGACUGAGGUCAUUCCUAUUCAUGGGCGGGGUAACUUUCCGACCCUGGAGGUGAAGCCCAAAGACAUCAUCCACAUGGUGAGAGACAAGCUGAUGGAGAAGGGUAUCAAGGUACGCGACGUGCGUCUCAAUGGUUCUACUGCCAGUCAUGUGCUUGUCAAGGAGAAUGGCACCAGCUACAAAGAUCUGGACAUUAUAUUUGGGGUUGAGCUGCCUAAGCAGGAGGACUUUCAGAUAAUCAAGGAGGUUGUGCUACACUGCCUCCUGGACUUCUUGCCCAGAGGCGUCAACAAAGACAAGAUCACUGCCCUCACUAUGAAGGAGGCCUACGUUCAGAAGAUGGUCAAGGUCUUCACUGAACAUGACCGCUGGAGCCUCAUCUCCCUGUCCAACAACAGUGGCAAGAACGUGGAGCUUAAGUUUGUCAACUCCUUGCGGCGGCAGUUUGAGUUCAGUGUGGACUCCUUCCAGAUCAUCCUGGACCGCAUGCUGGAGUCCUACCUGGAGGCUGAGAGGAGACAGGGGUCUCAACAUAAGAGGCUGGGGGACGCAGUGGUGGCAGAGAGCAUGUACGGAGAUUUUGAGCAGGCUAUGGACCACCUACGGUACCGGCUGAUCGCCACACGCAACCCAGAGGAGAUUAGAGGAGGGGGGUUGCUCAAGUACAGCAACCUUCUUGUACGGGAGUUCAAGCCAGCCAGCGAGACAGAGAUAAAGACGCUGGAGCGCUACAUGUGCUCACGGUUCUUCAUCGACUUCCCCGACGUCAAUGAGCAGCAGCGCAAGAUUGAGUCCUACCUGCGCAACCACUUCAUUGGCGAGGAGAAAAGCAAGUAUGACUACCUGAUGACUCUCAGGAGGGUCGUUAAUGAGAGCACAGUCUGCCUGAUGGGACACGAGCGCAGGCAGACCCUCAACAUGAUCACUGUCCUGGCCCUCAAGGUGCUGGGUGAACAGAACAUAAUCCCCAACACCACCAAUGUUACCUGCUACUACCAGCCAGCUCCCUAUAUGGCCGACCACAGCUUCAACAACUAUUACAUUGCCCAUGGGCAGCCUCCACUCUUUUACCAGCCUUACCCUCUGCACAUCCACAUGCAGACUGGUCUGGUGUAGUACAGGGUGAAAGCAGGAGGCCACUGCGAGGAUUAGCAAUGCCGAUCUGUGACAAAACAGCCACCGUGACCAUAAUAAUUAAACCAAUGAGCAAACAAAAUAACAUCUAAUUAAUCAGCGUGAGAAAAGAAAAUAAAACAUCAGUCCAAAUACCAAACAAAAGAAUCGCUCACAUAAUGUGCACAAGCGCUGAAGUCAUUUGGGGCUGAUCAUCGGGGCUUUUACUGCCAAAAGGAUUAAAUGUCACCAUCUCAGAAUAAUGGAAGCAGCGGCUGAAAGUGCCGGUUUAUGCCGCACACAAAAGCGAAGCUGUUGAUAAUUUGGAAUCACAAUAGAGUUAACAGGUUAAACUAAAAAACAAAGCAGUUCUGCCAAUUACUGUCAGCUGUAGGCAGCAUGCGCACUUGACCAAGUGGCGGUGAGCCCCAGUAGCCUGCGGACCGAGCCGAAAGCUGAGAGCCGCUAUGAUAAAUGAGGUCUAGAGUGAACUUUCCUCAUAGGGUAACUCCAGCAACACUGGGGCAAGACCUUUGGUGUAACAGAAGGUCCACUGAAUUUAAAACAAUUAUUAUUUGCAUUUAAUCACCUCAGAUCCUUAGAGAAACUGUAGGGGAAUUGGGGGAAAGGAGCUGUGGCAAUUUUAAUUCAUGUUUGCUUUAGUCAGUUGUUCCUUGAAGUGUCAAGUCCAAAUGACAGCAUUUUUUAAAAGAUCAGGUUGUUCCAAAUGUCAAGAGACCGUUAUUUCUGUCAGGGUUUUUGUUUAAAUUCUGCCAGAUAAUUUAAUGUAAAGAAAGCUAUAGAAAAUAUGAUGACAUACCAAUUACUAUUCCAUCAGACAUUUUGUGCAAGGAUAUACAAAGCAACAUCAAACAUAGGUCUAUUUCAAACAAAGGAAGAGUUGGACCCACACAUUGUUGUGCAGUGGCAUGUCUGAUCUAUAUCUAUCUUGCAGAAGUCCAGGAACAUACAAAUGAAAUAAUGAAAUCAUGACAACAGGUCUUUCUGUGGUAAGGACGUUAAUAAAGGAAGUUAGUAAAUUGUUGAAAUCUGUUGAAUAGGAUUUGUUAAUUUCUUAGGAAUUACAUAUAAUUACUGAGAAAAUAUGUGAAAGAACAAAGAACUUAUAUUAACAAAUUAUGUUUUAGUCUUGGGAGAAAUGACCCAUAAGUAACUUACACACUUGAUCUUUUCCAUUAUCCUGUCUGUGGACACACUGUGCUAGAUAUGGAAGACUGGCUAUUAGGCUGAAACUUGAAGUAAGUAGGCAUCUCAGAUUGGAGCACCUGGGCCAGGUUCAUUUUUAAAUCUUCCUAAUAUAUGUCAGUUAAUUGUUAUAUUUAACAUGUCUUAAAUUAAAGAAGUGAUGGUUUUAAAUGUAAUACUUGUCCAGUAUGCCCACUAUACAUUGGGAUGCAUCUGCUUGACAGUCAUUACCCUUUACAAUUUUUUGAAGAAAAAUGUUUACUGCCAAAUUCUUUUUGCUUUCUUUCUGAAGGACUGUAGGCAGACAUGUGAUGAACUUGCAAAAAAAAUUAAUAAUUGUGAAAAUGAAUUUAAUGAAUUGUGUAGGUGUCUUUUGUGUAUCUAUGAUGCACAGUGUCGGGAUUAUAUAAUAACAAGUAAUAACCAGCCAGGAAUUAAUAUAACCUAUGACGCAUUUUUCAGCCUCAAAGGACACCAACUGAUGUCAGUAAGAAGAAAGGUCUAAAGAAAUAUGUACUCCCCAUCAGGGAUGAUAGGAGAAAAUAAGGAAUGCCCAUACUGCCCACCCCUAUAUAAAAGGAUAAUACUUUACUUUCACACAACAAGCUGUGCCAAACACACGCACACACAUAAGCACACACACACGCAUACCUGUCUGCACAAACACACAUGCAUGCACACACUCACGUUUACACAAACAAACACAAUGCUGGAAAAAGAGGGAGACAGAUACUUUGUUAAGUGCAAUACAGAAAAUUAUACGAAAUGUGUAUAUCUUAUAUGUUCGAUCCUGCAGUUGUGUUGAUUUUUUCAGGGGAUUGUCCCGAGUUGCUGCUGUAGAGACUGGUUAUAAAAAAAAUCUGAUUUCCCUUGGUUGUUGUAACACUGUCAGUACUUUGUUAUGUGAAGUAUUUGCUUUUGACAUUAUUUUGUAGGCUUAUCUUCAAGUCUCUCUGUUCAUGUACUGUUUGUUUAGUUCAUUGAAGCUAUUAGACUGGCCUCAUUGCCAGAAGACUGAUUGGCGCUGUGCUGUGGGUCCAGGAUUUCCUGGGCCUGCGUCUGACAUGACCUGUCAGAAUGAACACUUUGGAAAGAGAGCUACCACCAGUAUCACCCUGUCACAGCAGCUCUCGUCACAUAUAUUAUAGCAGGGCUGUCAAAUUACACUUCCUGGCUGGCCUUGAGUGUAAUUGUUUUACCUCUCAGUUCUGCUGACGUAACUGGGCAUUAGUUAAUUAGCCGUAUACCUAUUCAUCUGUGCAUUUCCCAAAAUGCAUUGCUGUAGAAUGAGUCUUAAGCCACAGAGGCACAGAUGUGAAGUAUUUUUUACACAUUAAAAUGAAGAAUUUAUUAAACUGUUAGCCGAGCGAGCAUACCUAAGGCCUUCCAGGAACUGUUUGACACCCUUGAACUGGACUGGAAAAAAGUGAAUCUGACCCUGUCUAGGACAGGCAACAGAAUUACUGAACACUGCAAUCACCCCAAACACAGCCAAAGAUGGGGUUUUGCAGGAACACUCACACAAGUGCCUAUAAAUGAUACUACAGCAGCAUGUCUGGGAAAUAUACACAGUUUAUCCAUGUAUUGAAUAUAUGGAUAUUUACUUGGGGUUACUUGUUUUUCACCUGUGUGUUAUAUGGUUGCCCUUCAUUAGUGCUGCUUGUUUUGAUGUUGAUUGUGUAAUAUUUUUUCAGUCUGUGCUUGGUUAUGGAAAUAUUAAAAUAAAAAACAACACUCCA